GAUAUAAAAAAACAGAACUCGAAAGUGAGAUGUGGGGAGUGGGAUUAAAGGAGGGGGAAAGUAACAGAGAUCAAUAGCCAAGAUUGGGUCCAUCCAUAUUUAUUAACAAGUCCUUUUUGUUUCUUUAUGCCUUCUUCUCUUCUCUUCUCUUCUCUUCUCUUGUUUCUGUGCACAAAUUCACUUCUCUUUCCAUUAUCUCUAUGGCAUGUUUAGAAAUGUACAACAACACUCAAUCCCCUUCUUCUCCUUCCCCUCCUCCAAUGAGCCCAAGAAUAUCAUUCUCAAAUGAUUUUGUUGAAUCCCAUAAUUCACAACAUAACUUCCCUUCUUCAAGGUCUGAAUUACCUCCCGCUUCUACUGAUUUUGAGUUUUCUGGGGUUUCAAGCUUUAAUAGUGUUAGUAGUGCUGAUGAAUUGUUCUUUAAAGGUAGACUUUUACCCUUUAAGGAUACUAACAAUGGUAGUAAUACCCAGAUGCAAAGAACAUUAAGAGAUGAACUUCUUGUUAAUGAUGAUGAACCUGAUUUUUCACUUAAGCCUCCAAGAAGUUCUUCUACUUCUGCUUCUAAUAAGUGGAGGGGUUUUUUGGGUCUUAGAAAAUCUAACAUUGCCUCAAAAAAGGUUGAGAAAAUUGAACCUUGUUUUGAUUCUGGUAAAAGUUUCUCUUUUUCAUUAGAAGAUCCAAAUCUUGCCAAAUCUCCUCAGGAAUUGAUGAGCAGUGAAGGUCAAAGUAGCAAUGAUAUGGAGAUGGGGAUAUAAUUACAAAGAUCAGCUUGGUGUUCAUAGAGGGAAGGUGCAACUUUGUUAUUUUUGUCUUUUUAAUAUUAAAUUUUUUAUAUUUACCUUCAAUUUUUCUGAGGAGGUUAAGGUUAUUAUGUUGGAAUCUGAUACUUUUAUGUGGGUUUAAUUUAAUGGGUUGUUGAUUUAUUCACCUUUUUUUGGGGACUUUCUAGUCAUUUCUGCCCUAGAAGUUUGUCCUUUAAGGUGUUUUCAUGUACAAAAAGGAAGAAAAAAAAGAAAAAAAAUAUGUUUUUAGGAUGUUCUUUUUCUCUCUGUAGCUCUCUCUUUCUAUUGGUUCAGAUCAGUUGGUGCUUCUAUUUGGGUCUUGUAAUGUACUUUGAUUCCUAUCUAAUGUACUUGGGUCUGUAAUCUACCAGUAAUCUACAUACUAGCUACCUUAAUUUUGCAUACACUAUCCCCUUCCCAAUUCAUCCAAUAAAUAAAAGGAAAAAUUUAAAAAUCCCAACUUUUGCCGGCUGUCUUUUAAAAAUUUCACCUUUCGAUCAUUUUUUUAAAAUUCAACCUUUAUACUACAUUUUCUUUUAAAAAUCCGAUCUUUUGGUUCUUAAUUUGUUUACUGUUAAAUUUUGCAAGUAACUUAAUGAUGUUAGUACUUUAAAAGAAAACGCAGUAUAAAGGCCGGAUUUUUAAAAAGUAAUGAAAAGGUGGGAUUUUUAAAAAACAAAAGGUGAAAUUUUUAAAAGUAAAUUUUCCUAAAUUAAAUUCUUUUAUAAUAUAGCAUCAAUAUCAUUAUAUUGCAUUUUUUUUCAUUUGAGUUUUCUUUAUUAAUCCAGCAAACUUAGCAAGAAAAUUUAAUAUUAUUUCAGUUCUGAAAUAUUUAUAAUUAAUUGUUACAUAUUGUGUGUAAAAGAAUUACUAUAAUAAAACGGAAGUGAUACACAUUCUUACUACUAUUCUUGCUUGUUUUUAAGUACUAAUGUCAAAAGUUGGUGAGUUUGAUGUGAACAUAUGAAUGAAAUCACUAAUUAGGAUGCAAUUAGGCAUAAAGCCCAAUUGAUGGAGACAGGUUUUUAAGAUAUUUGAUUUAGAUGUUGAUAGAGACUGCUUUUAAGUUUUAACACCUGAGGUAUCACUUUUUAAUCAUAAUUAUCCAUCUUUUGUUUUGCUACUUUUUUGAGAUUUUAGAUAAAAAUGUGAUGAAUUAUAGAGCUAUUUAAUCUCCGUUAUUUGUCGUUUUGAGCUCGUAAAAGAGAGACUAAAAACAACAAAAAUUCCUUUGUACGCUUAUAAUGGGUUAUUGGCCUAGUGAAAAGGGUAUUCUAUGUAGUUUUCUCUUUGUUCCUAUGAAAAAUCAUUAUUUGACUAGAAUAUGUGAGUUUUUUGAAUCAAAUGGAGUUUUCGCAGCUAGACUGAGGGGUAAAAUUUACUGAGAAAUAGUCUUAAGUUAUGUUACUUGGACUUAGGUACUGGUAUUGAAUACUGGUAUGUGUCCUAGUGUCGGAUACGGCUUAAAAUGAAAUGUUUAAGUCUCAUAUCAAUAUACGAGAAUCAAAGAUUAGACACGGGUACCUGCAGCAAAACAAGGAGUACAAUUAAGAUAAGUAUAAGAGCAGUGACAUAGUUGGAUUUGUGUAAAGAUGAGAUGAAGACCAAAUCUUAGAUUACAUUGGCCAGGUGAGUGGAAUUCAAAAGCAAUGGACAUAAAGUGAUAUAGGGAGUAGUACUAAUAAUGUAGUAGUAGCAAUCCAAUCAGGAAAAUAACCAAACAAAAGAGUACAUGUUGCUGCAUUGCAGAAUAACAGAAAAGGCCCCAACUCUUUAUAAAUGCAGCCAAAACAAUUGAUCCCCCAAAAACUAUUUCAACCCUUUGGAAGUCUUUGAACUGAAAUGGAAUGGAGUAACAUUUACAUUUUAGAGUAACAUUUAACAAAAGAUCACUUACCUUUGAAAAUUAACUUGGGCCUUGUAUGGUUGUUGAAUCUUUUUCUCCUUUUUGGUUGUUUUUUCUUCUUUUUAUCUUUUUAAGUUUUUUAGUGUCUAAACAGCUAAAAAAGUAUUUAUUAAGAUAGCUUUUUAGCUAUAUAAAUUGUUGUAUGAAAUGAUCUUAUUGAGAGGCGCGUCUUAUACAUGAGUCAUAUGGUUCAUUUCAUAUAUAUUAUGAGAAUAUAAGCUAUUUGUUUGAGGUCGUCCACUGAAAUCCGAGUUCUCACAAGAGUAGCUCUUUUAGCCAAAAUGAAUUAGUUCGUUUUGUUUAAGACCAUUUUACCAUGAGACGGACUCAUAUAAUUAGUUUAUUUCUCUAAUUAAUAACUUUAAAAUUGUAAGUGAUCACAUUAUCAUACUAAAUGUAUAUGAGCUAGUCCAAUAGAGAAAACCGUCUCAUUUAAGAAUUUAUGAAUAAAAAGGUUAUAUUAAGUUGAUUUUUCAUUGAC
Amaranthus tricolor (Joseph's coat) is the source of this 3172-nucleotide messenger RNA. RefSeq lists its product as uncharacterized. The record is from RefSeq and is a predicted model, not a curated record. NCBI's taxonomy places the organism in Eukaryota, Viridiplantae, Streptophyta, Magnoliopsida, Caryophyllales, Amaranthaceae. The coding region runs from base 201 to 758 and encodes 185 amino acids. The transcript is spliced from 2 exons.